Molecule: messenger RNA, 624 nt
Organism: Microthlaspi erraticum
Lineage: Eukaryota; Viridiplantae; Streptophyta; Magnoliopsida; Brassicales; Brassicaceae
Source: the annotation of a GenBank genome assembly
AUGGAUUUCAUCAAGACCAGUUCCCUGCGUGCUCUGAUUGAGUUAACUUUCCAACGCAACUGGAACGGCCUAAUUUGGAUGAGUAGAAAAGGAGUUAUAACCAAAAGAGUGAAGACUGUCCAGACGGCUCUAUCGAGAAAGCGCCCAACCGCGCAGUCCGGCUGGCCGAGGAACGAUGUUCCGCGCUCGGCCAAACUCCAACCGUCGAAGUCCGGCCGAGCACACGUACGACCCGGGAAACAAGUCCCGCGGUCGGCCAAGCACAACCAUCCGCCACGCGCACGACCAUGCCGCGCGAGCCGGGAAGUAACGCCUCGCGGCCGCGCAACUUCUCGCGUACCACGGCCGAUGCAUCCGUCCGAGCCGGGAAAGCCGUCCCACGUCCGGCCGAGAAUUCAUCGGCCAAAUCUUCAUCCGCCGACCACAGCGGCCGACCACGAAUCCGUCCGGCCACGACCGUUCCGACUCGGCCACGACCAUGACCCGAUCCGGCCGAUCGUCCCGACCGACCGUCCCAACGCCGCGGUCGACCCGAAGCCCGUUUUGAAGCCGUUUCACUAUUUUCAAGCCCGGCUUAACCCUAAGCCGCCUCUGAAAGACCUAGCACUAUAUAUAUAUUUUUAG